AUGGGUAGGAUAGCAGUAGCUCUGGUUGUUGUUUCGUGGGUAAUACCGAUCUCCAUCCUCGUCAAUCGCAUUGUUCCUGACCCUUAUAUGGAUGAGAUAUUUCACGUACCUCAAGCUCAGCAAUACUGCAAAGGGAAUUUUAGAAGUUGGGAUCCCAUGAUCACCACUCCUCCUGGCUUGUACUUUGUUUCACUUGCACAUGUUGCUUCUUUGUUUCCAGGAAUCGCAAUGGCGAAUUCUACUUCAUCAUUUCCUAAAGCUUGCUCCACUUCAGUUCUACGUUCUACGAAUGGUGUAUUGGCUGUCAUUUGCGGCAUUCUAGUAUAUGACAUAAUCAGGCAUUUGAGGCCAACUCUUAGUGACAGAAAGGCAACUCUAUAUGCUCUUGUUCUCACUCUGUACCCCCUCCACUGGUUCUUCACUUUCCUUUAUUACACAGAUGUUGCGUCAUUAACUGCUGUUCUUGCCACAUAUCUCACUAGCUUGAAGAGGAAGUAUUGGAUUAGUGCGUUGUUUGGAGCUGUUGCUGUAUUGAUCCGCCAAACCAACAUCAUAUGGGUUUUAUUCAUUGUCUGCUCUGGAGUUAUAAAGUUGACUCUGUCUCAGAAGAAAGAUGAUCUGCAACCUCAAAGCCAUGGUUUGUCUGCAAUUAGUGAAGGUCAUUCUGGUUCCAGAAUAGGUAUGACCAGUGCCUCUAACUUGAGAAAGAGAAAAUCUGGUGUACAUGAUUCUCCCAACCAUUUGAUCGCUCCAUCAACUGUCUUUCCAGUUCCAGAUUCAGCAGGGUUGCACAAAGAGGUACUGGACUUAAUUUUCAAGUCAUGGGAGCUUAAGUGGAAGCUACUCUCUUCCUUCAUCCCCUUCUUGUUUGUUCUGUCUGCUUUUGUAGCUUUUGUGUUAUGGAAUGGGAGCAUUGUUCUUGGUGCAAAAGAUGCUCACAAGGUGUCUCCUCACAUUGCGCAAUUGCUUUACUGUGGAUUUGUAUCUGCAAUGUUUAUGGCUCCUGUGCACUUCUCAUUAAGUCAAGCUACAGCUCUAGCCCGAUCACUCUGGAAGAAGAAACUUCUUAGUUUCUUUUACUGGGUCAUUGCAGUAACUUUUGGUUUCCUUUCAGUUCAUUUCUUCAGAAGGAAGUUUGUCAGCAUCCCGAAACCGCCGGAGCAGAUGAAAAAGACAGAUUGUGCUGCAAUGCAGAUCUUGCGUUUCAUUGGAGGCAUGGAAUACUAA
Molecule: messenger RNA, 1227 nt
Organism: Oldenlandia corymbosa var. corymbosa
Lineage: Eukaryota; Viridiplantae; Streptophyta; Magnoliopsida; Gentianales; Rubiaceae
Source: the annotation of a GenBank genome assembly